Messenger RNA from Bombus pascuorum, 1473 nucleotides. RefSeq names its product ferritin heavy chain (gene Fer1HCH). Lineage: Eukaryota; Metazoa; Arthropoda; Insecta; Hymenoptera; Apidae. The transcript is spliced from 5 exons. Gene Ontology annotation, biological process: iron ion transport; intracellular iron ion homeostasis. Gene Ontology annotation, molecular function: ferrous iron binding; ferric iron binding. The coding region runs from base 171 to 824 and encodes 217 amino acids. The record is from RefSeq and is a predicted model, not a curated record. Gene Ontology annotation, cellular component: cytoplasm.
UUAUUAAAUAAUCGAUGAUCGUACAUCGUGUUUAGUUCACAUACGUUCUUUUAUCUAGCUUCACUAAAAGCAGCCUUCUAUACCAGUGCGUAUAAAGGUUGCUCCCGUAAAAGUAAAAUUACAAGUGCUCUCGCGAUUUUUCGAAUUCUAGCCUCUGAAAGAAUUCAACAAUGAAGCUGAUUUACAUUUUCCUCGUCACUUUUCUUUGCAUCAAUGGAUCGUUAGGAAAUAAACUUCAAUGUACAUCCAGAUCUGUAUUUGAUAUACCAAAGAAUUGGACGCAAAUGGCUAAUUUAUGCAUGAAUGAAUUGAAAGCUCAAGUGAAUACUGAGAUUAAUGCUGCUAUGACUUAUCUUGCUAUGGGUGCUCAUUUUGCUCGUGAUACAGUUAAUCGUCCAGGAUUUAGCAAGUUUUUCUUUGAUUCUGCCAGUGAAGAAAGAGAACAUGCAAUAAAAAUUAUUGAAUAUCUGUUAAUGCGUGGUCACUUAACAGACGAUGUUAGCAAACUCUUGGACAUCAGUUCGCUGGGACCAUUGCGCGAGACCUGGAGUAACGGUGUUGAAGCUCUAAAGAAAGCUCUUGAAUUAGAAACUGACGUUACAAAAAAGAUUCGCAAUAUUAUCAAACACUGUGAAAAGUCAAAAGACAACAGCUUCAAUGACUAUCAUUUGGUAGACUACCUCACUGAAGAAUUUCUAACUGAACAAUACAAAGGCCAACGUGAUCUUGCAGGAAAAAUUUCAACUUUGGGCAAAAUGAUGACAACAAAUGGAGUAUUAGGAGAAUUCCUGUUUGAUAAGAAACUUUUGAAUAAUGAAGUUUAAUUUGUACUUGAAAUAACAAAAAUUUUACUCCAACAUUGCAUAUGAAAUUAUGGCCAUAUUUAGAAUGAACUAUGUAUAUUAGGUGCAAACGAUAGAGUCCGGUUGUAAAUUAAAACUUUAAAAAGAAACACCCAUUGAUAUAAUCGCAUCUAGGACCGUACGCAUUUUGUACAGGUAAUUUAAAUGUUGAACUGCGAACGUUAUUUGUAAAUUACUUUUAAAAUCUUUGUAAUCAAAACUAUAUAGCAAUAAGUCUAUUACUUCUUACACAAUAACGAUUGAUGUAUUAAUAAAAGUUAACAUGUAGUUAAAGAUUAAGACAUAUACUUUUGAAAGGAAUAGUUUCAAAUUGAUAUCGUACGGUCUUACAAGAGACUCGAUACUUCGGUAUUUGAAACGUAUAAAUUUUAGUUCAUCACUAAAAUUUAUAAUUUUACGACUGCGCUAUAUCGUUUCCACUUACAGUAACUUAGUUUUAUUAAAUUUUAAGUUAGUAUCAAAGAUAUUGUGUUCUAUAUAAAAUAUUUUUCUAAAUGUGGUCUGUAAUAUAGACAUACAAGAAAUCCUGUUUACAAAUGUUUGUUAAACUAUAAUAAAUAUAUUACUCUUACCAAAUAAAUAAAUAUUUUAAAAUUCAUACAAAACAAUA